AUGACAAUGUAUGAAGUCUACCAAAUGGCGCAAGCGAAAUUCAAGGAGCUGGGCAUAAACAGUGUUCCACAGGUUGUUAUGAAUGUCAAACAAAAGAGAGACGUUCCUGAGGCUUUGUCGAAAGAUGUCCAUCCAGGUACUAUCACAAAACCUGUUUUCGAAAAUCAAGUUGCUGCGAUCUUUCUGUGUAAGCAUGGUAAUAUGCCGACUCAUGAUGAACUUGACGAAGUUACUUAUAAUGUCGAUGCGUUCAGUUACGCUCUUCUUUUUCCUCGUGGAGAACAAAGUUAUGUUAAGGAACGUUUACCCAAAGUGUUCAAGGCGAAGAAGAAGGAUAAGAGAUUGAAUGUUGAUGGUAGCGCUUUGUGUGUUUCAGCAUUCGGAGACGAAGAGGGAGUGAACGGAGAUAGUUCCGAUGAUUCAGAAGCGGUAGAGAAGAGCAAUGGUGGAGAUGUAGAAAAUACUCGAGUGGAAAGUGGCAAACGAAAAUAUAUAUCGCGACGAGAGUUUGUACUUUAUAUCAUGGCUCGCAGGCAAAAUCUACAAAAACAUCGAAUUUUAGGAAAUGGUCUCAGAAUGCAGUAUUCGAAAGGGAUGGCUAUUGCGCUAAGGAUGGGAAAACCCGAUCUCUUUAUCACUUUCACAGGCAAUAGCGAAUGGUCAGAAAUUAAAGAAAAUUUACCAGGGAAGUUUGAUAGCUGGAUUACGGAUCCUUUGUUAUGUGUGCGAGUGUUUUACAAUAAGCUCAGACAGCUUAUGAAAGAUUUGAAGGAAGGUAAAGUUUUUGGGGAGGUGUUGGCGUACCAGGUGUCAGUUGAAUUUCAACAGCGAGGUAUGCCACAUGCACAUAUCCUUGUCACAUUGUCGAAAAAAUUUAUGGACCCAGAGGAUGUUGACAGAUGCAUCUCUGCCACUAUUCCUCCAGCUCCCAGAAAGGAUGAGGAUGAAUAUGAUGGAAAACGAAGAUUACGUGAGUAUGUAGCAAAAUUUAUGAUACAUGGUCCAUGCGUUGGACGAAAAGACGCUUCCCUAAAGAAUUUCGCGAUGAGACUGAGAUAUCUGAGAAUGGAUAUUCGCUAUAUAAGCGUCCAAAUGACGGUAGCUUUGCUGUGGGCCGUUUAA
This is a messenger RNA of Cylicocyclus nassatus, 1122 nucleotides long. The record is from the annotation of a GenBank genome assembly. Lineage: Eukaryota; Metazoa; Nematoda; Chromadorea; Rhabditida; Strongylidae.